CUUUAAUAUCAGUUCCCCAAACCAAUAGUCUCAUAUGGGAAUCUGUUAGCCGGUGUCUCUCGGGGACAUCUAAUGGGGGAAUGUUUGAGGAAAGCUUGUCCAUGUCUCAAGUCAUUAUGGGACAGACCCCCAACGACCGAUGGAGAAAACUGCGUGAAAGAUGACAGUGACAGUAAGGGCGAUGGGGUCGAUAAUGCGGCUGCUGACCGUUACAUCGAGAUGAGAGUGCCUAUACCGCCACCUCGGAAGAAAGACAAUGCUGUCCUUUAUAAGGCUUUAUGGGACUUUACGGCACGCGACGACCAGGAGUUAUCGUUCAAAGCUGAAGAAAUUUUAGAGGUUCUCGACAGUUCCGGUGAAUGGUGGACCGCAAAGAAAACCGACUCUUACGGCUUACGUGUGAUCACCGGUUUUGUACCGUACAAUUAUCUGGCGCGUGCGGACUCCCUGGAGUCUCAACCGUGGUUUUUUGGAGAGAUAAGCCGUGUUGAGGCAAUGAGUCACCUAAUGUCAAGAGCAAAUGAUGAUGGAUCCUUUCUGGUGCGAAUCAGUGAGUCUGACAGCAUGGGCUACGCACUUUCAGUGAAUUCACACGGCAAAGCAAAGCACUUCAAGAUCUUCCAUAGUAGUGGUCAGUACUAUGUGGAUCCAUCUCCUCAGUUUUCCAGUGUAUUAGAGCUAAUUGAAUAUUAUCAGUCUUACCCACUCUCCACUUCGGACCUACUUAGGCGACCCUGCGUUCGGAAAAAGCCUACACUGGGGGAUCUGUCACACUCCACAGUCGAUGAAUGGGAGCUGCCUAAAGAACAGUUUAGUCUUGAGAAGCAGCUCGGCUCUGGCCACUUUGCUCAAGUUUACAGCGGCAAGUGGAAAAAUCAGACUAAGGUGGCUAUUAAAAUCCUCAAAAACAAUGAUGCUCUCGAGCAUAAGGAAUUCCAGUUGGAGGUGCAGAUCUUGAAGCGUUUGCGUCACAAGAACCUGAUUUCUCUCUUUGCCGUCUGCACUUCUUCCCCCCCAUUCUACAUCAUCACCGAACUAAUAGAGAAAGGAGACCUGCUUAAUUUCCUCAGAAAACCAGAGGGUAAGGCACUGGACAUGGAGUCUUUGAUCGACAUGGCAACUCAAGUGGCAGAUGGGAUGGUAUAUUUAGAAGCAAAUAACAGUAUUCAUAGAGACCUUGCAGCAAGAAAUGUUCUAGUCGGAGAGGGAAAUGUCUGCAAAAUUGCUGAUUUUGGCCUAGCUCGAGUCAUUAAGGAACCUGUUUAUAUAUGUGAUGAAAAGAAAAUACCAUAUAAAUGGACUGCGCCGGAGGCUAUCAGUCAUGGCCAAUACUCAAACAAAUCUGAUGUCUGGUCAUUUGGAAUUCUCCUUUAUGAGAUUGUCACAUAUGGUGCGACACCUUAUCCAGGUCUUAAUAAUUAUGAAGCAGUUCGUCUCGUCACAGAAGAGAACUAUAGAAUGCCUUUGCCAUCUAAAUGUCCAAAGGUCAUUUAUGACAUUAUGCGAUCUUGCUGGAGAACGGAGCCAGAGGACCGUCCAACUUUUCAGAUUCUGAGACAUGAACUAGACACUUAUCAAGUCAGCUAAAGGGACUUAGGUGAAUUGGACCGUUAGAUUCCACCCCUUGCAAACAUCCUGUGGUCUUAAAUGACUUAUAUGUGACCCUGGACCACAAAACCAGUCGUAAGGGACAUUUGGAAAUUGAGAUAAAUAUACCACCUGAAAGCUAAAUAAAUAAACUUUCCAUUGACGUAUGGUUUGUUAGGACAGGACAAUAUUUGGCUGAGACACAACUAUUUGCAAAUAUGGAAUCUGAAGGUGCAAAAAAAAUCUAAAUACUGAGAAAAUUGCCUUUAAAGUUGUCCAAAUUAUGUUCUUAGCAAUGCAUAUUACUAAUCAAAAAUUGAGUUUUGAUAUAUUUACAGUAGAAAAUUUACAAAAUAUCUUAAUGGAACAUGAUCUUGAUUUUCGGCAUAAAAGAAAAAUCGAUCAUUUUGACCCAUACAAAUGUAUUUUUGGCAAUUGCCACAAAUAUACCCAUGCUACUUAUGACUGGUUUUGGGGUCCAGGGUCACAUAUAGCAAAACAAGACCGACCUUAAUCGAUUCUUAAAGACAGAUGCAUCAUUCAAUCAUCUUUGAUGGAUUAGAUGGACUGUUGAUUAGUCCACUGUAUCAGUUUUGCAGAUAAUGAGGAAGACGCAUGCAUGAAGCACUUUUUUUUUUUAAUUUAUUUGUGUUCAGAGUAAUUAUUGACUGAAUUUAAUUAUUUUUUGUAAUAAAUGUUGUUUUCAGAUAGAUUUUUAUUGUAGAGAAGUUUAUAGUAGAUUUUAUUGAUUGUACUGUACUGAAAUAUAAGUUGAAAUGUUGAAUGUAUGUAUACUUUUUUAAUGUUUUCGAUGUCUUCUUAUUUUUUUAAUGUAAAUGUACAAGUGGAAUUAUAAUUUUCAGUAUGAAGUUAGAUAAAUGUGUCAAAAUUACAUGCAAAAUGCUAUACAGCCAUAUAUGGUGCUUUGUAUAAUGACUGAACAAUGUAUAUUGUAAUUGUACUGUUUUCCUCAAUUUUACAUUGCCCAAAAAAAAAAAAAAAAGCUUGCAAGAAAGAAAACA
Messenger RNA from Labeo rohita (rohu), 2609 nucleotides. It is a transcript of the gene ptk6b, whose product is annotated as PTK6 protein tyrosine kinase 6b. The record is from RefSeq and is a predicted model, not a curated record. Gene Ontology annotation, biological process: protein phosphorylation; cell differentiation; innate immune response. Gene Ontology annotation, cellular component: extrinsic component of cytoplasmic side of plasma membrane. The transcript is spliced from 8 exons. Gene Ontology annotation, molecular function: non-membrane spanning protein tyrosine kinase activity; signaling receptor binding; ATP binding. Bases 73 to 1587 code for a protein of 504 amino acids. NCBI's taxonomy places the organism in Eukaryota, Metazoa, Chordata, Actinopteri, Cypriniformes, Cyprinidae.